AAUAUAUAGUGAAAACAAUAGUGGUCCUAAAACGGAACCUUGGUAAAGGAGCCCUGUGGUGUCGUCCUGUCAGGGGAGGAAGCGUCAUGACAGAAGUUAUUUCCCCCGCUGACUGGCCAAGGAGAAUAUCGCCUGUGAUGUUGAGGAAAAAUCUGUGUCCGGACCAAAACAACAGAUAUGACUGAUCCAUUGUUUUCGCAAUGGAGUAUUUGUUUCUUUCAUUUUACAGUUAGGAUUUUGAUUUCCGUACAAUUGAUCUAACGUACAGUAGUACAAAUAGGAACAUUUUUCUUCCUUUGCAUAUGCAAAAUAUAUUUACUUUAUGUUUGCUUUUUUACUAUACAUGUGCUUACAGUAUGCUGUUUGACAUGUAUUGAGUCAUGUUCAAAUUUAAAAUGAUUUUUUUUUUUGCAUUUGUGUUCUGUUUGAGUGAACACAAACAACAACAGCAACAUCUAAGUCUUUACACUGAAAUAGGUUCUGAUAGUAGUGUUUUGAAUAUGUCACAUUAGUUUGAUCUCGAUUGUCACUAAGUUAGAUUCAUUUGAUGUGUGUGUGUGUGUGUGUGUGUGUGUGUGUGUCUCAUUUGUAUGCAUAGUUUCAUUUUGAGCAGGGUCUACAUGAUUUUGAUCCCGAAUUAUUGUGUUUCAUUGUGCAAAAGAUGUCUGUGGGGUGGGGGUUUGGGGAAAAUUGUCUGUUUUGUGUUUUGAAUACUUUCGAUGUGUUUCAGCAAACGCGUUUUAACAAUUGGGAAAAACUUGUCAAAUAUGUGGAAACAACGUUGAUUCAAACUAGCCCCAGUGGGAUGUGAUCCGUUACACCACAGCCAAGGUCGGUGUGGAGGGUUCCUGUGACCAGCGGCAGACCUAAAUUAGGUCUGGCCCACAGUGACUUGGGCUCUAUGACUAAAUUUGACCUUGUGGGCUCAGAGAUUCCUUUGAAAUGUUAAUCCCAUUAACCCAGAGUUAUAGUGUCAUGGAAUUGCGGACUAUACCUGCAUGUUCUACCCCAUCACUGUUCUCCUUGGUGGGACGUCUCUGUCCAACGAGCCAAUCAUGGGCCCCCCCCCACACACUUUACGCCUGUUGAAGCCUAGAUGUCCCCAGGUUCUUGGAAGAGCUGUCCAGUUAUCUCAUUAUAGGGUUACCUCCUUUUUUUAGUAGCUGGGGAGGGCGGCUUAACUCAAGCAGAUUAAGACAGAGUCAAUGCAGCAAGAGUCAGCCACUUGAAGCGUUGUUCUCCACUACACCUCACCUCACCUCCGGCUCUGCUCCCUCCGCCAACCUUUCUAGCUAGCUCUCUCUGCAGGCAGGCCCCAGGCCCCAGACCCCAGGCCCACAACGCACCUCUCUCUCCUAGGCAGAAGCAGGACGUGUCUGUAGGAAUAAGAAAGAAUGGGGGCCUACGAGUCUAACCUGGACGAUAUCCUGGCAGAGGACAUGCACCACUGGUACAACAAGUUCAUGAAAGAGUCUCCUUCGGGACUCAUCACGUUGUUUGAGUUGAAGACUAUGCUGGAGAUGCAAGGGAUGACAGAAGAAGCUAGCAGCUACGUCGACCAGGUCUUCUUUACCUUCGACAUGGACGGGGAUGGAUAUAUAGACUUCGUAGAAUACAUAGCAGCAGUCAGUCUGAUGCUGAAAGGAGAAAUCAACCAAAAACUAAAAUGGUACUUCAAACUUUUCGAUCAGGACGGAAACGGCAAAAUUGACCAAGAUGAAAUGGGGACAAUAUUCAAGGCCAUCCAGGACAUCACCAGAUGUUAUGACCCUCCUACGGAGGAGAUUGUGACCCUCAUUUAUGAGAAGGUUGACAUAAAUAACGAAGGUGAGUUGACUCUGGAGGAGUUUAUCGAAGGAGCCAGGGACCACCAAGACAUCAUGGAGAUGUUGGGAAAGAUGAUGGACCUCACCAACGUUCUAGAGAUCAUUGUCAACGGACAGAAAAAGCAGGUCAAAUCACCCGAAUGACGAUGACGUCA
Messenger RNA from Salmo salar (Atlantic salmon), 1981 nucleotides. RefSeq names its product guanylate cyclase activator 1C (gene guca1c). NCBI's taxonomy places the organism in Eukaryota, Metazoa, Chordata, Actinopteri, Salmoniformes, Salmonidae. Gene Ontology annotation, molecular function: calcium ion binding; calcium sensitive guanylate cyclase activator activity. The record is from RefSeq and is a predicted model, not a curated record.